Molecule: messenger RNA, 1407 nt
Organism: Tuber melanosporum (Perigord truffle)
Lineage: Eukaryota; Fungi; Ascomycota; Pezizomycetes; Pezizales; Tuberaceae
Exons: 5
Coding region: 1-1407 (468 amino acids)
Source: RefSeq, a predicted model, not a curated record
AUGUUUGGGCGAACUUCUUUGGUUUCCGGCUCCGUUGUCGCUGCAUUAGCGCUCACUACAUUUAUCCCGCAGGCGGCUGCUUUCUGGCGCUUGACAUGCCUAAACAAACUUCUGGUUGAGCGGAAUGAUCCUAUUGUCAAUCCUGGGGCCGUGUCAGGGCACCUGCACACUGUUAUGGGAGGCAAUGGGUUUAAUUUUACUAUGGACUACGAGAAAGCUCGGGCUUCCACCUGCUCUUCCUGCACUAUUAAGCAGGAUCUUAGUAAUUACUGGAUUCCUAAUGUUUUUUAUCAAGCUAAGAACGGGUCUUUCUUCCCUGUUGAACAGAUUGGUGGUGCGACCAUUUAUUAUCUACAACGUCGUGAUCCCCCUGAUGAGAAGUUGAAGGCUUUCCCUCCUGGUUUCCGUAUGAUCGCUGGAGAUCCGUUGCUUCGUCACAACACUAGUGUUAGUGGAAGAACCGACGCUUUUACCUACAUCUGCCUCGACUAUAGCGGCGGCUCCAAGGGGAUGAAGGAGAGAUAUACCGAGUUCCCUAACCGCAACUGUCCUAGCGGUCUCCGUGUCCAAAUCUUCUUCCCGUCAUGCUGGAACGGCAAGGACCUCGAUUCCCCGGACCACAAAAGCCAUAUGUCCUACCCCAUCAACGUUAACUUCGGGAAAUGUCCCUCCACACACCCCGUGAAGUUUGUAUCAAUGUUCUACGAGGUCAUCUUCAACACCAACGCUUUCAAAGACCAAUGGUAUGACAACAAGCAGCCAUUUGUCCUGUCCAAUGGCGAUCCAACCGGGUAUAGUUUGCACGGCGAUUUCUUCAAUGGAUGGGACAUUGGCGCUCUCCAAAGGGCGAUAGAUACGUGUAAUUCGGCGUCUGGUGCUGCGGAGGAGUGCAGUGUGUUCAAGUUCUUCGACAAGAACCAGUCUCAGGAUUGUAUGGUGCCCCCAAGGAUUGAAGAGCAGACCACGGGGUGGUUGGAGAAGCUUCCCGGGUGUAACCCGAUCCAACCCGGUCCUGCGCGCGCUGUUAAACAUACCAACUGUGGCUCCCAGGAGACUAUUGGGGCGCCCAUGAAGUACUAUACGGACGUUUCUGCUAAGAAUUGGGAGUACGUUGGAUGUGUCAUGGACAGCUUGACCUCUCGUACAUUCCCCGAGAGGGAGGACUUCAACGACCUCACGGUUGAGAAGUGCAUCGACUACUGCGCGAGCAAAGGCUUCAACUGGGCUGGUAUGGAGUACGCAAGAGAAUGCUAUUGCGGAAAGUCCGCUCCGCCCCAGGACCGGAUGGGGUACGCCAGGUGUACUACCCCCUGUGCCGGGAACGACAAGCAGUUCUGUGGUUUUGCGCAGAGACUCUCAACAUAUAAGGCUAAGGGGCCAAGUUCCAAUACUUUCGGGACCCCAUAA